This is a messenger RNA of Thalassophryne amazonica, 478 nucleotides long. Its product is annotated as GPI inositol-deacylase-like. The transcript is spliced from 4 exons. Gene Ontology annotation, molecular function: phosphatidylinositol deacylase activity. Bases 1 to 447 code for a protein of 148 amino acids. Gene Ontology annotation, biological process: endoplasmic reticulum to Golgi vesicle-mediated transport; GPI anchor metabolic process. Gene Ontology annotation, cellular component: endoplasmic reticulum. The record is from RefSeq and is a predicted model, not a curated record. NCBI's taxonomy places the organism in Eukaryota, Metazoa, Chordata, Actinopteri, Batrachoidiformes, Batrachoididae.
AUGUUCCACACCACACUGUUGGGCUACUUCACAUACAUUCUCACACAUUCAUCCCAGAGAGACCUUGCGUACCCUGUGGCCACUUCAGUAACCAUGAAGGUGGUGAAGGAUGACCUCUGUCUGCACCUCUGCAUGUCUGCACUCUUCACUCUACCCGUCAUGCUCAGUACACCCUCCUUCAUCCAUUGGAUCCGCAACCUGAGGUACUCCACCCAGCUGGAUCCUGAUCCGUGCUGGCCACACACGGUGCCUCUCAUCUUGGUAUACGUGCUGUUCAUUAACUGCAACACUGAAAAACUCAGCCACAGUAAGCUUCUGCCUGUGGCUUCUUGCCUCCCGUUGCCGUUGGCCGUGGCUGUGGUGAGCUUCUCUCUGCUCCACCUCUACAGAAUCACCUACUUCCUGUUGGCAGCAUUCGUCCCUCUGGCCUUGUGCUGUCUGCUCUGAUGGCAUUUGGCUGUUUUCAGAUUCCAGCUCC